Messenger RNA from Amphiprion ocellaris (clown anemonefish), 4826 nucleotides. It is a transcript of the gene slc40a1, whose product is annotated as solute carrier family 40 member 1. Gene Ontology annotation, biological process: iron ion transmembrane transport. NCBI's taxonomy places the organism in Eukaryota, Metazoa, Chordata, Actinopteri, Pomacentridae. Gene Ontology annotation, molecular function: peptide hormone binding; iron ion transmembrane transporter activity. Gene Ontology annotation, cellular component: basolateral plasma membrane. The transcript is spliced from 8 exons. The record is from RefSeq and is a predicted model, not a curated record. The coding region runs from base 316 to 2013 and encodes 565 amino acids.
GGACGUAAACAGAGCAGCAGAGCUCAGCAAACCGUCCACCGGAGCGACGCACAAAGCUGCUCCUGGCUUCGUGUUCCUGCGACUAAACGGCCGCUUAGGCUAUUCGGUUAUUUCUUUCCAACUUCAGCUACAGUGAUAGCUAAGUUUGGAAAGGAGAAAAGGGGAAAAACGCCGUGCCUUUUUCCGUUUCUGAGUCCUUGUCGACAGUUUGAUGCAACGGUAGCCUCGGUUGACCUCCUUUCCAUUACAAUAGAGGGGCUAGCAUAAAGCGAAAAAUAUCCCCCUACGUCGUUGUGCUAUUUGGACGGCUUUAAAAUGGACAACUCUGGACCUAAGAAGACAUGCUGUGAAUCCAUUCAAGAUUUCUUCACUUCGGCUAAAUUUCUUAUUUACAUGGGACAUGCACUGUCAACAUGGGGUGACCGAAUGUGGAACUUUGCUGUGGCUGUUUUCCUGGUCGAGCUGUAUGGGAACAGCCUGCUGCUGACGGCCGUGUACGGGCUGGUGGUGGCCGGCUCCGUGCUCCUGCUGGGGGCCAUCAUUGGGGACUGGGUGGACAGAAACCCCAGACUCAAAGUGGCCCAGACUUCGCUGCUUGUCCAGAACAGUUGUGUCAUUGCAUGCGGGAUCCUCCUGAUGGUUGUUUUCCAGUUCAAAGAACAGCUCGUGGAGCUUUACAAUGGAUGGAUUCUGACAACCUGCUACAUUCUGGUCAUCACCAUUGCCAACAUCGCGAACCUCGCCAGCACGGCCACAUCCAUCACCAUCCAGAGGGACUGGGUGGUGGUUGUGGCAGGUCAGGACAGCAGCAGGUUGGCAGACAUGAAUGCCACAGUGCGGAUUAUUGACCAGCUGACCAACAUCUUGGCUCCGAUGUUAGUGGGGCAGAUCAUGGCCUUUGGCUCCCAUUACAUUGGCUGUGGCUUCAUCUCUGGCUGGAACUUGUGCUCCAUGUGUGUGGAGUACGCCCUGCUGUGGAAGGUCUACCAAAAGACACCAGCGUUGGCUGUGAAAGCCGGACAGAAGGAGCAGCAGCAGGAGCUCAAACAGCUGAGCCCCACAAGAGAUUUGGAGAACGGCCAGAGUCCUGAAGAGUCGUCUCAGCCUUUGAUGAAUGAAACCUCAUUAGUGGCCAAGCCUGAUUCUCCCAAACAGACAGGCUGUUGCUACCAGGUGUCUGAACCCCUGCGCACCUUCAAGUCCGGCUGGGUGGCCUACUACAACCAAAACAUCUUCUUUGCUGGCAUGUCUCUGGCCUUCCUCUACAUGACAGUACUGGGCUUCGACUGCAUCACCACAGGCUAUGCCUACACACAGGGCCUCAACGGCUCUGUGCUCAGCCUGCUGAUGGGGGCCUCGGCCGUCUCGGGGAUCUGUGGCACCGUUGCCUUCACUUGGGUUCGCAAGAAGUGUGGCCUGAUCCGCACAGGCUUCAUCUCAGGUGUGGCCCAGCUCUCCUGCCUCAUGCUGUGCGUUGUCUCUGUCUUCGCCCCCGGAAGCCCCUUCGACCUCAGCGUCUCACCCUUCCAGGACAUUUACGCCCACCUGAUAGGAGAGAAGACCCUGCCUGAGGCAGAACACAGUGCUUUCACCAUUUUCAACACCACUACUGCUGCACCAGCUGAAGAGCUGCCACCUCUGCAGUCCUACAUGUCUGUUAGUCUGCUGUUUGCUGGCGUCAUUGCUGCUAGAGUUGGUCUGUGGUCUUUUGACCUGACAGUAACCCAACUCAUCCAGGAGAAUGUGAUUGAGUCAGAGCGAGGUGUGAUCAACGGCGUCCAGAACUCCAUGAAUUACCUCUUAGACCUUCUGCACUUCAUCAUGGUGAUUCUGGCUCCUAACCAAGAGGCCUUUGGCCUGCUGGUCAUCAUCUCUGUCUCUUUUGUGGCCAUGGGUCACACCAUGUACUUUCGGUUUGCCUUCAAGAGCCUGGGCAGCCGCCUCUUCCUCUGCUGCUCGCCAGAGCAGAAGGUAGAGACGGAUGACAGCCCCUCACUUCCUACCACUGUCUAACCCCUUUAAAGAGACUCUGUCCUGGGUACAUACUGCUCAAGCCUUACCCGUCCCCUGCGUCUUAUUUAUCCAACUAACAUCACUGUUGUAGCUGGCUGAAUGCUAAUGCUAACGUAAACCAGAGUAUGGUAACUUAACAUGCUAUGCGUAACCAUUCAUAAAGCAUUAAUCAUGAGCAGAAGGAGAUUAGAAGAAAGCUUACAGUCACAGAAAACUAAUCUGUAGUGAGACUUUAGAGAAGGCAGGGUUUCUGUAACAUUUUCAGUCAGAUGAGAGCCUCAGCCUUUCAUUUGUGGAUCCAUGCUCCUCAACACAUACAUGUGUCAAAUAAGGAUCCAUCUUUAAUAGGCUCUGUUCUGGGUCCUGUUAAAGAAAUCAGGGGAUACGCCACUGUAUAAUAUUCUCCUUCAAAUAGCCUGGAUCUCGCUGUAAAGAUUUUUGCAAGGUGCUUCAGCUAUCAAAAGGGCAAAACGAGGGAGAAAUGUUGCAGGGAAGCAGGCACUGAGGCUUCAGUUAAAGGUAACAACUGUCUGAGAGCCUAAAAGACAGAACGACCUUUAUUUUGUUUGCCUUUCAGUGAGUUCAUUGGUGCUGUAGCUGUGUCUGCUCGCUGUUCUCUGAAAGCCUGCAUGUGGUUGUUUCAGCUUUCAUAUAUAGAUACAUGUAUGACGAGCAGGUUGUGGAUGUCUUCCUCCUGAGGGGAGGAGGACACUUAUUUAACCAAACACAAAACUGGGACUGGGAUCUAGUCUCUUUAAUACAUCUUUAUAAGGGUUACGCAUUUAACUGUAUUUAUUCAGGAAAUGCAGGUGGUGGUUUUUGUAAUAAUUGUUAUCAUCAGUAUUGUGUUUCUUGCAGCCGUGCCAUAUAAAACACGAGAAACCCUAUGCACCCUUAUCAAUAGUACUCAGUUACCAAAGUAGAAGUCCACAGGGCAUAAAAGGAAGUGAGGGAAACCAGUUAUCUCUGCAUUCCAGAUAUAUAUUUUUACAUCCGGUGAAAGCAGUGCAACGUUAGUAUAUCUGAACCCACUCGGAGAUUGUACUUAAAUUAAAUUUUUCAGGUAGUUUACAGUAGCAGUGUCAUUUUGUCACCUUUUUGAUUUUCAUGUUUAAGUUCUUCAGAGUGAUUUUUAAAUCGUGAUUGUCAUUACUCAGGCACUUUAAAGUGAUUGACAUCUGUCAGUACACCUAAUGCGUGAUCAGGCAUUAGUUUAAUAUUUUUUGCACAAGGCUGAAAUCCUGACUCCCCCGCGACUCCCCCACCCACUGCACAAUCUUAUACCAGCCAUGACAGGCUGUUGAGACAUUGGGGGGGGGGUGCGUUUUUUUUGUUUGUUUUUUUUUAAAGGCACAUAUUCCAACUCGCAGCGCCACAUGUUCAUGAGGAACAAUUAUACUGGCUCCUGUGAACCACCCCCCAGUUUACCUCAGACAGCCCCCUUUCCUCAAAGAAAACAAACAAAAAAGAACUUACCCAGCAAACUUUAUCUGAUAUCAUUUUACUGCUUCAGACUGCCAACAAACCUUUUGCUGUGAUGGCUGUAAGCUUGUACAGGGGCAGUGUUUCACUCAAGUCAAAGUUCUGCCACCUAUGCUGACAGCUUUGGCUUCAUGGGUCCAGUCUAGUAAUGAAAUAGUACCUCACAAAAGCUUUUUUUGCAUGCUACUUUUCCCGUGAAGUCAUUUUAGACAUUAAUCAUUGUCUUUGAAAAAAAAAAGUGUCAAAACUUGUUUAAAGUCACAGAGUUAUACAGGAUAUUUACAAAUGUUGAAGUCAUAAAAUUAGCAGUGUCUACUAUGUGUAAAGCUUGGUAACAUACAGACCAAGAAGGACCAUAGCAGUUAAGCCCAAAGGUUAGUCCCUAUGAAUUUAAACCUUUUAUUUGUAAGAGGUAACAAUUUAAUUUCACCACUCAGACACUAUAAAAUCUCACUUUAAAGAUCUGCCCAAAAUACCCUUUGUAGCUGCGUGUCCUUUUCCCCCCACAUCUGACCCUCCUGGCCUUAUUGGAAAAUAGCCUUGACAGCUGUUUAACGCACAUUCGUGGCUACUUUAAGACAGUUCCUAGCUGGACUUAAACUGAAAAAGCUAGCCAAGUCCAUCCAAGAUUUGAGUCGUGGUGGAGGAAAAUAUUUAGCUUGGAAACAGCUAGCCACACCAGAUGUAAGAGAACAGAGGGCCACUUUUUAGUGGUGCAUUCCUGUGAAACCUUGUAGAGAAGAUGGAUGUCUGCAGGUGUGCCUCGUGGUGCAGGCUUACUGGGAGCAGAGCUUCAAAAUUUCAUGUUCCACCCACAAAGCCUCAGAUUCAGUCUGGGCACAAGUACAUGACCAGCUCUUAAAACAGCUGGUCUGCUGAUUCAGGAAGAUCACACAUGGCCAUAAACUCUAUAUUUUUAAUGUAAAUACCAUUAUGUGUGAGUCAAUAUAAACGUAAUGUACAAUUGGAAAAUGUAAAAAAAAAAAAAAAAAAAAAAAAAUUGUAUACUGUCGUUAUGCUGUUUGUCUGGAAACUUUUUUAUUACACGUUUUUAUAUACUUAGUGUUGAUUGUGAUUUUUUGAAAUUUGUUUUUAAAGUGCUUACUGCAUUUCAUUUGAAUACUUCUGUAUCAUAAUGCUUCAGUCUGACAUCUGACUCUCUGUACACAUAUAUAUACAUGCAGUAUAUCAGUGUUAUUGUAGUUUGAUAGACAAAACAUGAAAUCAUAAAGAAAUCAAAUUCAUUUUUAUGUAUAAUAAUCACACUCCACUGAAUAUGAGUACACUGGUAUUGCAUGAAGACUCUUAAAUAAAGAAAACCUUUGAAAUUG